AUGCAGAAAGCAUUUGAAACAAAAGCCAAAUUUGGUCAACAUCGGAAAGCUCAUUUCACCGAGAUUCAUGGAGGUUUUGUUUCACAAGUUGUCUUUAUCAAUUUCGAUUGGAUCGGUGAAAGUGUUGAGUUUCUGCCAAAGAAGGCCGUCGUUAAAGUGACUACGGCGCAAGAGUUGCAGAAAGUCGUUGAUCAGAUUUUGGCAAAGAGCUCGGACGAGUUUUCAGACAUUGGAGCAAUGAUCAACAAUAAUGAGCUAAACUUCUAUGAGAAUUGCAAGAAAUGGGGACUCGAUGAAGAUUGGAUUACGAGGUUCUAUUGCGGGAGAAAGGCUGGUCAUGGAAUUUCUUGCGGCUACAUCGCGCUUGAGUUGAUCGAAGGAAUCGAGGCUCGUUAUCAAUAUGAUUGUGUCAAAGAGCCAGCAUUUCUCGACAUUCUUAAAAUGGCCACCAACAUUCACUCGAGAGCUAUUUUAAACCCCGAUAUCGUGAACGAAAUCUCGAGAAAUGUCCCUGAAACGGUGUACGCACAAUUGUUUUCCGCUGAGUCAACUCAAUCCGUUUUGAAUACGAUUCUCAUCGAUGAACCGCAGAAAAAGGAUCAAAUCGAGCGCAUCAACAAGUUUGCACAAAUCUACGAUCAUCUGGAGAGAGAAAGAGCGAUUAAAAUGGAAACUUGUCCAAUGAAGCUUCUGUGCCACGGAGAUUUCACAAUCGCUAACUUUCUCUGGCAUCAAGUGGACAAUGUUUUGAAACCGAAGAUUGCACUCGAUUGGCAAAUGUGUCAUAUCGGGAAUCCAUUGACAGAUUUGGCUCGCCUUUUCGCAAUCUCUUUGUCGCCAGAGGAUCUCAAAAAUCGAAGGGAUUUCUAUUUGGAGUUUUACUUUGAGGAGCUGAAAAAAGAAGCUUUUCCAAAAGAGCUUCCAUGGGAAUCGAAAGAAAAGUUUAUCGAAGCUUUUGAGAAAACUUUCCCCAUCGAAAUGGUAAUUGUGACGUCGAUGUUGGUGCCGAUUGUUGACGCGAUGCUGAGGACUUGUCCGGAAUCGAAAAAAGAAAAAACUGCAAAAGAGUUCCGCCGAAAACUUUACGGAAUCCUCGAUGUUUGUGAAGAGUUUAUUGAGAAAUUUUAU
This is a messenger RNA of Mesorhabditis belari, 1128 nucleotides long. The record is from the annotation of a GenBank genome assembly. NCBI's taxonomy places the organism in Eukaryota, Metazoa, Nematoda, Chromadorea, Rhabditida, Rhabditidae.